AUGUCCAACACUUCCGACUUCAUAAUCAAGAAGGAGGACCACACCCUCGGUAACCUCUUGUCCGAGCACUUGAAGAUGCACAAGAACGUCCUCAUGGCGGGCUACAAGAUCUCUCAUCCUAAUGUUCCUGAGAUGUUCAUUCGUGUCCAGACGGAUGGCUCGAUCACCGCCAAGGAGGCACUCGUCCAGGUGAUCAAAAAGCUGAUGCAGGACCUGUCCCACCUCAGCCGCGAAUUCACCCGUGAAUUUGAACUGCGUCGCAUGGUCGAGGCGGGCCGUUCCAACCAGCAGGGCCAGUGA
This is a messenger RNA of Colletotrichum navitas, 300 nucleotides long. RefSeq names its product DNA-directed RNA polymerase. The transcript is spliced from 2 exons. Gene Ontology annotation, biological process: transcription by RNA polymerase II. Bases 1 to 300 code for a protein of 99 amino acids. Gene Ontology annotation, cellular component: RNA polymerase II, core complex. The record is from RefSeq and is a predicted model, not a curated record. Gene Ontology annotation, molecular function: DNA binding; protein dimerization activity. Lineage: Eukaryota; Fungi; Ascomycota; Sordariomycetes; Glomerellales; Glomerellaceae.